CUUUCCAAACGCCAGACGCUCAUACAUCUCUCCUCAAGCUCUAGACUCUGGAUUGGAUUUCUUGCCUAACCGCCAACUAACAAACCAGCACGAUGGACGAAAUCGGGCCAGAUCACUUUGUUUUCGAAGACGAGGGUGCGGACGGCAUCUCGUUAGCCGGAAGCUCAACAGCGUCAGUGUCUUCAAGUAUCGUUCAGGGUAUCGAUGAAUAUGGUAGGCGGUAUGCAUCUUACGGGAAUGUCGGAUACGGCAUGCCGAUAGAUGAGGAUGAGUUGGACAGGAUUGACCUCAAACAUCGAUUAUACACACUUUUGUUGGAAGAGAAAUUCUUCCUGGCUCCAAUCGGACGAAAUCCACAAAGGAUAUUGGAUCUUGGCACUGGCAGUGGAAUAUGGGCCAUUGAUGUUGCGGACGCUUUCCCAUCGGCGGAGGUCUUGGGAAUAGACCUAGCUCCAAUCCAGCCAGAAUGGGUUCCCACAAACUGCCGCUUCGAAAUCGACGAUGUUGAAGAACAAUGGACAUACAGAUGCCAAUUCGAUUUCAUUCAUUCUCGAGAUUUCUUGUUCUCCAUCCGUGACUGGCAGAAACUUGCUAACCAGUGCUUCGAGUACACCAAGCCUAACGGCUAUACCGAGCUGCAGUGUCUCCUCCCAGAACCGCAUUGCGACGACGACAGCACACCCUCCGACUCAGGCGUUAUAGAAUUCAGCGAGAAGAUCUGCGAUGCUUCGGCACUAGCAGGCUGGUGCCUUCGAGAACCCAACCACUUCAAGACAUACCUGCAAGAAGCAGGAUUCGAGGACGUGACAGAAGUCCGCUUCAAAGUGCCGACCUCGCCGUGGCCCAAAGAUAAACGCAUGAAGCUCAUAGGCGCCUUUGAGAUGCAGAGCCUGCUGCAAGGAGCUUCAGCGUUCAGCUUGAGAACUUUCUCUAGGGCAUAUGGAUGGACGCAAGAGCAGACGGAGUUGUUCCUAAUGAAGAUGAGAACCGAUGUGAGAAAUUUAAAAUAUCAUACGUAUUAUGAGUUUGUUGUGGCGUAUGGACGCAAGCCUGGACCUUCUGGGAGAAGCAACGAUCUUCACGAUUCCGCUGUGGACCUGGCUGCCACAUCUCCAUGAUGAUUAUCUUCGAGAUAGAGGAUCUUAUUCAACAACCCAGUCUCCCCCGGCCUGGAGCUGCCGCCACGCGAGAAAGCGCUGUGAACCUUCCU
Messenger RNA from Hyaloscypha bicolor E, 1210 nucleotides. RefSeq names its product S-adenosyl-L-methionine-dependent methyltransferase. The transcript has 7 exons. Lineage: Eukaryota; Fungi; Ascomycota; Leotiomycetes; Helotiales; Hyaloscyphaceae. The record is from RefSeq and is a predicted model, not a curated record. Gene Ontology annotation, molecular function: methyltransferase activity. Bases 93 to 1118 code for a protein of 341 amino acids.